Molecule: messenger RNA, 1601 nt
Organism: Medicago truncatula (barrel medic)
Lineage: Eukaryota; Viridiplantae; Streptophyta; Magnoliopsida; Fabales; Fabaceae
Exons: 5
Coding region: 141-1313 (390 amino acids)
Biological process (GO): base-excision repair
Molecular function (GO): DNA-3-methyladenine glycosylase activity
Source: RefSeq, a predicted model, not a curated record
AAAUCCCUCUCCUCCUUCUCCCUCCAAUCCCUCACAACAUUUCCCUCAUUUUCCUCUCUCUCUCUUUUCAUUGCAAUCUUAACACUAUUACUCCUCAAAAUCUCAUACACUUUUCAAUUAAUAACACAUAAACACAAAACAUGUGUAGCUCCAAGGCUAAAGAAGUAACUGUAGGCAUAGAAUCUUCCACAACACCACAUGUUGCUAGAAUCAAUGGAAGGCCAGUACUUCAACCAACAUGCAACCAUGUUCCAAAUCUUGAAAGAAGAAACUCAAUUAAGAAAUCAACACCAAAAUCACUUUCUCCAUUACCACUUCCAAACAAGACUAAUACUUCUUCAUUGACACCACCAAUUUCUCCAAAACCAAAGUCACCUACUAGUACUAGACCAUUAGCUAUAAAGAGAGGAAAUGACAAUAAUGGACUUAAUUUAAGCUGUGAAAAGAUUUCAAUACCAAAAAACAUAAUGAAAACUCCAACUUUGGAGAGGAAAAAAUCAAAGAGUUUUAAAGAAGGGUCUUUUGGUAUUGAAGCUGCUUCAUUGAGUUAUUCUUCUUCUUUGAUCACUGAUUCACCAGGAAGCAUAGCUGCUGUUAGAAGGGAACAAGUGGCACUUCAGCAAGCACAAAGGAAAAUGAAGAUUGCUCAUUAUGGAAGAUCAAAAUCUGCUAAAUUUGAAAGAGUUUUUCCUAUUGAUCCUUCAAGUGCUCUUGAUUCAAAGACUACUAAUCAAGAGGAGAAGAGAUGCAGCUUCAUCACAACCAAUUCAGAUCCUAUCUAUAUUGCUUAUCAUGAUGAAGAAUGGGGAGUUCCAGUUCAUGAUGACAAGAUGUUGUUUGAACUUCUAAUUUUAAGUGGAGCUCAAGUUGGAUCUGAUUGGACCUCAACCUUGAAGAAACGCCUAGAUUUCAGGGCUGCAUUUUCAGAAUUUGAUGCAGAAAUUGUGGCCAAUUUGACUGAUAAGCAAAUGAUGUCUAUUAGUUCAGAAUAUGGCAUUGAUAUAAGUAAAGUUAGAGGAGUUGUUGAUAAUGCUAACCAAAUUUUACAGGUUAGGAAAGGCUUUGGUUCAUUUGACAAAUACAUUUGGGGGUUUGUGAAUCAUAAACCAAUCUCAAAUCAAUACAAAUUUGGUCACAAGAUUCCAGUGAAGACAUCAAAAUCAGAGAGCAUAAGCAAAGACAUGAUUAAGAGAGGGUUUAGAUAUGUUGGUCCAACAGUGGUUCAUUCAUUUAUGCAGGCAGCUGGCCUAACAAAUGACCACUUAAUCACUUGCCACAGGCACUUGCAAUGCACAUUAUUGGCAGCCAUAUAAGAGAUUAAUUGACCCUACAAGUUCUCAAGACAUAAAUUGAAAGUUAUUAUUAUGUAUGCUUAAAAGCAUAUGUAAUAUAACUAAUGUGCUGACUAUAGUUUACUUGGAGUUCAUUGUUGUGUAUAUUAUUAGAUAGGUCUGAAAGUUUUUUUCUCUCUUUCUGAUUUGUGAGAUGUUGUGAGAAUUUUUAAUGAUAAGUUUGAGUGUGCUAAAGCAUUUUAUUUUGCAUAGUUCAAGAACAAGAAAAAUAUUACUAAUGGUGUUAUUAAGGGAAAUAGAUUUGGUGCA